UUUUUGCCUCUGCCCUUCAUGCCUGCAAGCCGCAUCCAGGGAAGGGAUUUUCUGUCUGAGCAUGAAAAGGACUGCUAGAGCCCCAGUAUUUCCACGCCUGCAUCCUCAGCACAGCACCCAGUAUGCGAGCUGGACACAGAAGCUCUCUCACAAGUUCCUACCGAGCCGAAUAAAAGCCACGGGCGAGCCGAUCUCCGCCGAAGAGGAACAUUAACAUCAGGACUCCACAGAAUGGAGCAAGAAUGAGAGGAAAAAGGCAGACAGAAAAGCAUGAACUGGAGGCUUGUUGAGUUCCUCUACUUCCUGUUUAUAUGGGACCAUAUAAUAAUACAGCCCUCCCACCAGGAACCAGCUGUUACCAACCAACAUGUCUCCAAGGAAUUUGAUUGGCUUAUUUCAGACAGGGGGCCUUUCCACCACUCGCGGAGCUACUUAUCCUUUGUGGAAAGACAUCGUCAAGGAUUUACAACCAGAUAUAAAAUAUACAGGGAGUUUGCCCGUUGGAAGGUGAGGAACACAGCCAUUGAACGGAGAGACCUACUCCGCAAUCCAGUGCCCCUGAUGCCUGAAUUUCAAAGGAGCAUCCGCCUGCUGGGCAGGAGACCCACCACGCAGCAGUUCAUUGAUACUAUCAUCAAAAAGUACGGCACCCACAUCCUCAUCUCUGCUACCCUGGGAGGAGAGGAGGCAUUGACCAUGUACAUGGACAAAAGCCGACUUGACAGGAAGUCAGGGAAUGCAACUCAGAGUGUUGAAGCCCUGCACCAGCUUGCUUCCUCCUACUUUGUAGACCGUGAUGGCACCAUGAGGAGACUCCAUGAGAUCCAGAUCUCUACCGGAGCAAUCAAAGUAACAGAAACUCGGACUGGCCCCCUGGGCUGUAACAGCUAUGACAAUCUGGACUCUGUGAGUUCUGUCCUUCUGCAAAGCACUGAGAGCAAACUUCAUCUGCAAGGUCUCCAGAUCAUUUUCCCUCAGUAUUUACAGGAGAAAUUUGUCCAGUCUGCAUUGAGUUACAUCAUGUGCAAUGGAGAGGGAGAGUACGUGUGUCGGAACAGCCAGUGUAGCUGCCAGUGCGCUGAAGAAUUCCCACAAUGCAACUGUCCCAUCACCGACAUUCAGAUCAUGGAGUACACACUGGCAAACAUGGCCAAGUCCUGGACUGAAGCCUAUAAAGAUCUGGAGAAUUCAGAUGAGUUUAAAUCCUUCAUGAAAAGGCUACCUAACAACCAUUUCCUGACCAUCGGGAGCAUCCACCAGCACUGGGGUAAUGACUGGGAUCUUCAGAACCGAUACAAGCUCCUCCAGAGCUCCUUGGAGGCGCAGCGUCAGAAGAUCCAGCGCACUGCCCGCAAACUCUUUGGCCUCAGUGUCCGGUGCCGGCACAACCCUAACCACCAGCUGCCUAGAGAAAGGACGAUACAGGACUGGCUCUCCCGCGUCCAGUCCUUGCUCUAUUGCAAUGAGAAUGGGUUCUGGGGGACCUUCCUGGAGAGCCAACGGAGCUGCGUAUGCCAUGGGGGCACCAGCCUGUGUCAGCGCCCCAUUCCCUGCAUCAUCGGGGGCAACAACAGCUGCGCCAUGUGCAGUCUAGCCAACAUCUCCCUCUGUGGUUCAUGCAACAAGGGCUAUAAGCUUUACAGGGGUCGCUGCGAGCCGCAGAACGUGGACUCGGAGCGCAGCGAGCAGUUCAUCAGCUUUGAGACAGACUUGGACUUCCAGGAUCUGGAGCUGAAAUAUCUGCUGCAGAAAAUGGAUUCCCGGCUGUACGUGCACACCACCUUUAUCAGCAACGAGAUCCGCCUGGACACCUUCUUCGACCCCAGGUGGCGCAAGCGCAUGUCCCUCACCUUGAAGAGCAACAAGAACCGGAUGGACUUCAUCCACAUGGUGAUCGGCAUCUCCAUGCGCAUCUGCCAAAUGCGCAACAGCAGCCUGGACCCUAUGUUCUUUGUCUAUGUCAACCCCUUCAGUGGGAGUCACUCAGAGGGCUGGAACAUGCCUUUUGGGGAGUAUGGCUACCCACGCUGGGAGAAAAUCCGCCUCCAGAACAGCCAGUGCUACAACUGGACCUUGCUCCUGGGCAACCGGUGGAAAACCUUUUUCGAGACUGUCCACAUCUACCUACGCAGCCGGACUCGGCUGCCCUCCCUGCUGCGCAAUGAGACCGGCCAAGGGCCUGUGGACCUCUCGGACCCCACCAAGCGUCAGUUCUACAUCAAGAUCUCAGACGUGCAGGUGUAUGGCUACAGCUUGCGCUUUAAUGCUGACUUGCUGCGCAGUGCCGUACAGCAGGUCAACCAGUCGUACACGCAAGGUGGGCAGUUCUAUUCCUCCUCCUCCGUCAUGCUCUUGCUGCUGGAUAUUCGGGACCGAAUCAAUAGACUGGCGCCUCCCGUGGCACCAGGAAAGCCGCAGCUGGAUCUGUUCUCCUGUAUGCUCAAACACCGCCUGAAACUGACCAACAGCGAGAUCAUCCGUGUGAACCACGCGCUGGAUCUCUACAACACCGAGAUCCUCAAACAGUCGGACCAGAUGACAGCCAAACUCUGCUAACCCGGACUUUUCAGUGGACACAUCAAAUGACUGAUCCUUUUGCUGUACAAAAAAAAAAAAAAAUGGAAAAAAAGAAAGAAAGAAAAAUUAAAGGAAGGAAAGAAAAGAAAAGAAAGACAGAAAGAAAGAAAAGAAAAAAAAGAAAGGGAAAAGAAAAACAAAAUUUGUAACGUGUAAUUAAUAUACAAAAAAAAAGAGGAAAAAAAAAAAGGAAAUUCUUCAUUUGUUGGAAACUAAACCCGUUCUAGCAGCUGUAUAAAACUGUCAGGCAUGUUUGUUAUUUCUAUAAUCCGUCAUAAAAGGGUCACACCUAACUCUCUCUUGACCUUAAGGGUGUUGCUUGUUAGGCCUCAGGUGCGGCAAAAAGAUAUAAAAGGAGGAGCAGAGGGGGACAAAUUUCUGUAAUGAACUGUAAAGAUUUCUGCUAUGCAGGUGCCAAGACAAAGAAAAAAAAAAAGAAUUAUAUGUAAAUGUAAAAGAACUGCCAUUAUUCCUAGUGGGAGUAAAUGGUCAAAGAUAAAAACUAUUUCUUCUGUUGAGAUUUA
Alligator sinensis (Chinese alligator) is the source of this 3101-nucleotide messenger RNA. RefSeq names its product BMP/retinoic acid inducible neural specific 1 (gene BRINP1). The transcript has 9 exons. Bases 271 to 2556 code for a protein of 761 amino acids. Lineage: Eukaryota; Metazoa; Chordata; Crocodylia; Alligatoridae. Gene Ontology annotation, biological process: negative regulation of mitotic cell cycle; positive regulation of neuron differentiation. The record is from RefSeq and is a predicted model, not a curated record.